AUGAACAUUCUUGCAAUAGGCUUGAUUUCUAUAUCCAUUCUCACUUUUGUGAUCUAUCUAAUAUGUUAUAUCCUCAGUGGGAGUAUAGUGAUCUCAGUAGCCAUUCUUUUACUAUGUUUAUACAAAAUAGCUCACUUGAUAUGCACAUUAAUUACAUUUCCAGGAUCUGUCAAAUCACUUUACUACAAAUUUACCUUGUUGAAUCUAAGCGAUUAUUUUGUAAGUAGAACCUUAUAGAAUUUGACAAUAAUCAUAAAUUCUAUGAAUCCUCAUAGGUAUACACCUCAAACUAUUGAAAAUGCAAUCUAAUUUUUGAAUAUACAAUGUAGGUCUCUAUAAGAAAUGAAUAAGAGGAAUGACCUACAAAACAAAUACCAUGUCCAAUUGAAGCUUUUGAGUGAAGAAUUGAUGCAAAUCCCCAAAAAUGAAUCACUUGAUAAAUUAUAGACAGAGAAGAAACAGAGAAUCACUUCCUAAAGCAAACAACUACAAAUCUUCCUUGAACACUACGCCUACCAAAUGUCCAAGCAGAGUAUUAUUAGAAGAUUCUUCUAACAUGAAUUCCUCUGCACUCUCGAAUAGAGAAGAAUUGAAAUUUUAAUUUAAAAUAACAAUGUUGAGAGACAUCUUCUCAAGAAUGCCAGCAGCUAAGAAACUAUAGAUUGUUUGUUCAUUAAGCAUAAUGAAAAUGGACCGACAGUGCUCUUUUGUAAUCCCAAUGCUGGGUAUUAUGAAUACAUGUUCUUUGAUUGCGAUUGGUUUAGAUUUUAUGCCUAGAUGAAAUUCAAUAUUAUUUUAUGGAACUACAGAAGUUUUGGAGAAAGCACAGGCAGUAUUUCAAUAGAAAACUGUAUUGAGGAUGGCCGUUACGUUGCUGAAUAUUUUAGGAGCAAGUAAAAAAUCAAAACACUGGGAGCUCAUGGUUAAUCCUUGGGAGGAAUGGUGGCAGCAGAAGUUGCGUAUAAAAUGAAGCUUUAAUUCCUAAUUGUCGAUAGAAGCUUUUCCUCAUUGGGUCAAGUGGCAGCUGCGAUGUUCUCCUCUUCGACUGUCAGAUUCAUUUAUAAUUGCCUUGUAAGUUGGGAUAAACCGAAUUAUCUGGCUUAUUACAAAUACGUGGGACCAAAAUUAAUAAUUUAAGAUCCGAAGGAUGAAAUACUACCGUAUGAAUCGUAGUUGCAAACUGCAGUGGUGCGUUGUCACUUUACUGAUUAGCCAAUAAAAUACUCGUUCAAGCAUUCCUAUUUUAAUCAAGAAUCUACUUAAUAUUUGAAAUACUUUUAUUCAAAAAUAUUGUCAAAGAAACAUGUACUUGAAUUGUGCACGUCACUUUAAUACAUUAUCAAUUUGGCCAUCAAGAUUAAUCAAGCUGAAAAUAAAUAAGAAUCUGAUAACAACAAACAAUAUAUUGAAUUGCAGAAUAACGAUGAUGAUCUAGAUGCAGCCAAACCUAUACUAUCAUAAGUCUAUUCACUUUUUUCAUUAAUCCAUUAUUGUGGCAAUAGUUUAUUGGAUGUAAUGAAUAGAUAGGCGAAUCCAGAGAAGAUUGCUUUGUUUUUUGGCAGUUGUUUUGCAUUUGAUUAACAAGAUGACGGUGAGUUUGAAAAAUGCUUCCAGAAUUUCGAAGUUAGUUGUACAGAGUUUUUGGAAUCCUCUCAUUAUUACAUUAAUUGGGGCUAAAUUCGAACUCACAUUAGGAUAAUUAGAGACAUCAGUCGAAGUAUUAUUGGCAAAUUCCAACAUAUCAAACAAAGCAAUGAUUACUCUCUGGAAAUGACUGGUUACACCAAUGACUCAGAUUUGUGCAAGAAGAACAUGUUAGGAGAAUUGGUUUCAGUUUCAUGUGGACACAACAACAAUCUAAGCAGAGAAGAUACCUAUUUAGUAUAGAAAUUCUUGUUGAAAAAUAAACUGAGAUGAUUAUAUUUAUCUUCUAUUUUUCAUUUAAUUAUUAUUAUUCACUUC
Paramecium tetraurelia is the source of this 1962-nucleotide messenger RNA. RefSeq lists its product as uncharacterized. The record is from RefSeq and is a predicted model, not a curated record. Gene Ontology annotation, cellular component: membrane. Gene Ontology annotation, molecular function: palmitoyl-(protein) hydrolase activity. Lineage: Eukaryota; Ciliophora; Oligohymenophorea; Peniculida; Parameciidae. The transcript is spliced from 5 exons.